Molecule: messenger RNA, 1819 nt
Organism: Benincasa hispida (wax gourd)
Lineage: Eukaryota; Viridiplantae; Streptophyta; Magnoliopsida; Cucurbitales; Cucurbitaceae
Product: wax ester synthase/diacylglycerol acyltransferase 5-like
Biological process (GO): triglyceride biosynthetic process
Cellular component (GO): plasma membrane
Molecular function (GO): diacylglycerol O-acyltransferase activity
Source: RefSeq, a predicted model, not a curated record
UAUAUCAGAAAUAAAAGAGGACCACGUCUGUCCUCUCUCUCUCUCCACCAUCCCGUCUUCAACUUUCCUUUCUUUGCCCUUCUUCUCUUCUGUUCUGACAUCGAACUCUGCUUUACAGUACGCCAUUUUCAUGGAACGUCCACUUCAUCACACUCAUUUCUCUCUCUCUUCACUAUUUCAUUUUCCUCAUACAUGAAUUCCUUCCUUCAAUUUCCAUUCCACUACCCUUUCCCCUCUGAUUUUGCCGCUUCAAUCAUGAAUUCGUCGUCGCUGUCCAAGUUCGAGGCAGACGAGCCACUCACUCCGGCCGGCCGCCUCUUUCUCCGACCUGAAAUCAAUCAGAUUAUUCACUGCGUCGUUGGACUACAGAACUCGAUCGAUAUCGAUUCCGUUAAAUCACAAAUCGCCGAUUCCGUCAUGAUUCAACACCCUAGGUUUUCGAGUCUUCUUGUUCGUGACCGCAACGGCGUUGAGUAUUGGCGGAGGACUUCGAUCGAAAUCGACCGCCACGUCAUCGUCGUUGCCGAACGAGUAUCGGAUGAAGGAGUUGACGAUGAGAAGGCGGUGAACCAGUAUCUGGCUGAUUUAGCGAUUUCUCCCUCGAUGGAUGCCGAUAAACCUCUUUGGGAGAUUCAUUUGCUUUUGGCGCAUAACUGUGCGGUUUUUCGAAUCCAUCACGCGCUUGGCGACGGAAUCUCGUUGAUGUCGAUGUUCUUGACGUGCUGCCGGCGGGCUGAUGAUCCGAACGCGCUUCCGACGAUUGUUUCGAAUUCGAAGGCGGUGAGGAGAAACAUGCGGCAGAGGAGUUGGGCGGACGAAAUACCGAAGAUGUUGUUGGAGUUUUUGUUUGCGGUGUGGUUUAGCUUCUGGUUUGUGGCGGAGUUUAUACUGAGAGCUCUGUGGGUUUCUGAUCGGAAAACGCCGAUCUCCGGUGGGGAUGGGGUGGAGCUCUGGCCGAGGAAAGUGGCGACGGCGAAGUUCGCGGUGGAGGAUAUGAAAGCGGUAAAGAAAGCGGUUCCGAACGCGACAAUAAAUGAUAUUCUAUUCAGCGUGAUAGGAGCAGGCUUAUCGAGGUACUUGGAGCAUAGACAACCUAAGGGUUUGAAAGAAGGGCUUCAAUUAACUGGAGUAGCUAUGGUUAAUCUUAGAGAACAACCAGGAUUGCAGGAUUUAACGAAUAUGAUGAAAGGAAAUAGGGGAUCUCGAUGGGGUAACAAGUUAGGGGUCCUUCUCCUUCCUGUAAACUGUCACAAGAAAAUGCUCGACCCUCUUCAAUAUGUCAAGAAAACAAAGAAAUUGCUUGACCGAAAGAAACGUACCUUGGAAGCACAUUUUUCAUAUGGAAUUGGCAAGCUCGUAAUGUCCUGUUUAGGACCAAAGGUCGCUUGCAUCCUUAAUUAUAGGAUUGUUUGCAAUACAAGUUUCACUAUCUCCAAUGUGAUUGGCCCAAGAGAAGAGAUUACCAUUGGAGGCAAUCCCGUUACAUACAUUAGAGCCACUUCAACUAGCUUGUCCCAUGCAUUAACGAUGCAUAUGAUGAGCUAUGCUGGAAGAGCUGAAAUGCAAAUUCUGGUGGCCAAAGAUAUCAUUCCUGAUCCUGAAUUUCUUGCUGAAUGCUUUGAGAACGCCUUACUUGAAAUGAAAACAUCAGCAGAAGUAUUCAACACAAAAUAGCGUAUGAUGGUUGAUCUAUUGACUAAAUUUAAUUUUCUAUUGGUUUAUACAUCAUUUAACCGAAGAAAAGCUAAUAGAUUGGUAAUUCAUGGUUUAUAAAUGCCAUUUUUUUUUUCAUGGGGUAAAAAAGGAAAAUAUUAUACUC